Molecule: messenger RNA, 1335 nt
Organism: Schistocerca nitens (vagrant locust)
Lineage: Eukaryota; Metazoa; Arthropoda; Insecta; Orthoptera; Acrididae
Product: zinc finger protein ZIC 5-like
Exons: 5
Coding region: 1-1335 (444 amino acids)
Source: RefSeq, a predicted model, not a curated record
AUGAGGGACGGGGUGUCCAACAAGGGCGACACGGUCGAGUCUUCCCCGUGUGUCCAGGCGGGGCUGCCGGACGCCUUCGACCUGUCGGCACCGUCGACGUCUUCGUCGUCGGCGCCCACCACCCCCGUCGGCGGCCGUCGCGUGAAGGCGGCCAGCCUGGACGGGCUGUGGCAGCAGCAGCUGGUGGCGCAGUGGCUGGCCAGCCAGAGCCCCUUCGCGCCCCACCAGCAGCUCCACCAGUCGCCGCCGCCGCCCCCGCUGCCCCCGCACCCCGCGCAGCACCAGUCGCCGCCGCCGCCCCCGCGCACCACGCCCAGCCCGCGCCGCCAGCAGCAGCAGCAGCAGCAGCAGCAGCGCGCCCAGGCGCCGUCCACGGCCGCGUCGUCGUCGCCGACACCGCCCAGGCCGCGCUCCAGGCCCCAGACGCCCAAGUCCACCUCUCCGGGCGCCGCGCCGCACUCCAGGGCCGCCUCCGGUGAGUCGCACACCGAUGGACGUGCGGGGGCGCCGCCCCCGGAGGCGCUGAUCCUGCAGGUGCCGCAGUUCGCGGCGCGGCCCGCCGUGCAGCCGCCCCCGCAGUACGCGGCCUUCCACCCCCAGCUGCAGCCGCAGCCGGCCUUCCACCACCAGCCGUCGCCGGCCGCAGGGCUCGCGCACCGCGCCCACGACGACGAAGAGGACUACUACGACGAGGACGAGGACUACGAGGAGGACCGGGAGGAUGAGGACGAGGAGUCGGGGGCGGCGCGCCUCUCGCGGCUCUCUGCCAUGACGGACGCGCUGCGCGAGCAGCUGGCGGCGGCGCUGCUGGAGGCGCGCGGCUCGGGGGUGGGCAUGGAGGCCGUGCUCGCCGCCUUCUCGGCCGCCUCCGCCGCCUACAGCGCCGCCGCGCUCGCCGGCCGGCCCCCCUCCGCCUCCGCCGCCCCAGCCGUCGCCCCGGGAGCCAAAGCCGCCGCCGCCGUCGCCGCCGCCGCGGUGGCCGCCGCCGCCGCCGGGGGCGGGGCGGCGCUGGGGGCGGUCGGCCGCCCGGGCCCUCCCCCGCCGCCGCCCCCGCAGCCGCAGAGGCAGCCGCAGCCGCCCCCGCCGCUGGACCCGACGGCGCUGGCCGGCUCCAUCGUGGGGGUGGCGUACGGCGCCGGGGGCGGCGGGCUCUACGGCGUGGGCGCGGGCGUGGGCGUGCCCGGCGUCUUCCCGCCACCACAGCACCACCACCACCACCAGCAGCAGCACCAGCAGCCGCCCCCGCAGCCGCCCCCGCCGCCGUCGCAGCCGGAGCCGCCGCCCGACACCGCCAGGGGCUUCCAGCACCAGGGUGAGUCGGCCGCCCUUCGCUAA